Glycine soja is the source of this 2415-nucleotide messenger RNA. Its product is annotated as ascorbate transporter, chloroplastic-like. The record is from RefSeq and is a predicted model, not a curated record. The transcript is spliced from 11 exons. Gene Ontology annotation, biological process: transmembrane transport. Bases 177 to 1958 code for a protein of 593 amino acids. NCBI's taxonomy places the organism in Eukaryota, Viridiplantae, Streptophyta, Magnoliopsida, Fabales, Fabaceae. Gene Ontology annotation, molecular function: transmembrane transporter activity.
AAGGUUCUGCGGCGUUGCAUUUGCCUUUGCUUAUCCUCUGAGCUGAGAGCAGAACAGAGCAAAAACAGAACAAGAAUAUAUCUCUACUUGAAACGACGCCGUUCUGCACUUCGAACUUUAAAGUUGAUGUUGUAACUGUAACACCUUGUUAUCUUUCUCUACAUACAGCUUCAUCAAUGACUAUGAGUGGUUUAAUUUCAAACCGCAAUUUCGGUUCCUUCGUUGCCUCAGGAAAUGUAUAUAGAUCGGGGAAGGAUAUAUCGGUUCAAAGAAUGGGAAUUUCUGUUUCUGGUGUAUCUGUUGCUAAGGAUCCCUCUCCAAGAUGGCAGCAUCAGAUGUAUUUGCCUAUGGAAAAGAGAGUUUCGAAACCAAUGCAAACAUCUCACAACAAAGGGGAGCAUCGUUCUCUUGUAUCCCAGCAGUCUAGUCAGUGCUUGAACUUUAAACUAAAGGCUUGCGGAAGAAGUCAUAGUUCCUUCCUUUUUUCAGCUCCUUAUGGCAGUAACAAUGUUGGACAUCAGGAAGUAUAUCGACUUGGUUUGAGCAAAAGAAAGCACGCAAAAACUGAAGUUGGUAAAGCAAAUAAAUUUCGUGUUUGUUACAAGUCUGAGGAGUAUGACAUUUCAGAAACAAAGAUGGAUCCACUGCAAUCAACUGAAGGAACUGGGGAAGCCAUUCUUUUGGAAGGAAGAGCAUUACCUUGGUGGCAGCAGUUUCCUAAGCGCUGGGUUAUUGUACUGCUGUGUUUUACAGCAUUUCUUCUGUGUAACAUGGAUCGUGUAAAUAUGAGCAUAGCAAUACUUCCAAUGUCACAGGAAUUCAACUGGAACAGUGCAACAGUUGGCCUAAUUCAGUCAUCUUUUUUCUGGGGUUAUCUACUUACUCAGAUCGUUGGUGGCAUAUGGGCAGACAAACUUGGUGGGAAGCUAGUACUAGGUUUUGGAGUUGUAUGGUGGUCAAUUGCAACAGUUUUAACACCCAUUGCUGCAAAAUUUGGGUUGCCAUGUCUUCUUAUUAUGCGUGCCUUCAUGGGAAUUGGUGAGGGUGUUGCGAUGCCUGCAAUGAAUAAUAUACUUUCCAAAUGGAUUCCAGUGUCAGAGAGAAGCAGAUCACUUGCACUAGUAUAUAGCGGCAUGUACCUUGGUUCAGUCACUGGCUUGGCAUUCUCACCUAUGCUAAUCCAGAAAUUUGGGUGGCCAUCGGUGUUUUACUCAUUUGGAUCCCUUGGAAGUAUCUGGUUUGUUUUAUGGUUGAGUAAAGCAUACAGCUCACCAGACGAAGACCCGGAUCUUGGGGCCGAAGAGAAGAAGUUUAUACUUGGAGGCAACGUAUCAAAAGAACCUGUAUCAGUUAUUCCUUGGAAAUUAAUUUUAUCAAAAGCACCUGUUUGGGCUUUAAUAAUCUCUCACUUCUGCCACAAUUGGGGGACAUUUAUUCUAUUAACCUGGAUGCCUACCUACUACAAUCAGGUUCUGAAGUUCAAUCUCACUGAAUCUGGGCUAUUUUGUGUCCUGCCAUGGUUAACCAUGGCUAUUUUUGCAAAUAUAGGAGGCUGGAUUGCUGAUACACUUGUGAGCAAAGGCCUUUCCAUAACAUCUGUUCGAAAGAUUAUGCAAUCAAUUGGGUUUCUGGGUCCUGCAUUUUUUCUUACACAGCUAAGCCAUGUGAGAACACCUGCCAUGGCAGUACUAUGCAUGGCUUGCAGUCAGGGAUCUGAUGCGUUCUCGCAAUCUGGUCUAUAUUCCAAUCACCAAGACAUUGGACCACGCUAUGCUGGAGUAUUGCUGGGACUAUCAAAUACUGCAGGUGUGCUUGCUGGUGUCUUUGGUACAGCUGCAACUGGAUACAUACUCCAACGAGGUUCUUGGGAUGAUGUUUUUAAGGUUGCUGUUGCAUUGUACAUAAUAGGCACAUUGGUCUGGAAUAUCUUUUCAACUGGAGAGAAAAUUCUUGACUAAAGAAUGUAAUGAUGAUGUCAAUGAAGGUGUAUGCAACAUAAGCCGUAGAGAUUAAAAGAAAAAAGAAAGAAAGAUGGAACAAAAUCAAUGACCAAAUUUGUCAAGCGCUUGGAAGCGUAAAAGCAGCCUGGAGAAAUUGAAGAGAGUCACCAUCAAAGUUUUUGAUCAAAUAGUUGAAGCCUUUUUACAUUUUAUCUGGAAAUCUUGGAUUAGCUUGGCCCCUUUUGCAAAUGUCUUGUCCUACGAUCUAAAUGGUUUCUGUAUAGAUGGUGGAUAAUAAUUUCCACUUGUAUAACUUAAAGCAUACUUAUGCUUAAAAGUUAAAAUACAUGUUAUAUGGCCAACUCAGCAACUCUGCUGCUUCAUCAUACAUGGCUGAGAAAAUUGGUGGCAGUUUUCUGAUUCAAUGUCCCUAACAAAAGACAUCAGUAUAUAUCUACUUUUACUAUUGGUUCAA